Oncorhynchus keta (chum salmon) is the source of this 7177-nucleotide messenger RNA. Its product is annotated as BCL-6 corepressor-like. The record is from RefSeq and is a predicted model, not a curated record. Gene Ontology annotation, biological process: negative regulation of transcription by RNA polymerase II. Gene Ontology annotation, molecular function: transcription corepressor activity; protein binding. Gene Ontology annotation, cellular component: nucleus. NCBI's taxonomy places the organism in Eukaryota, Metazoa, Chordata, Actinopteri, Salmoniformes, Salmonidae. The transcript has 14 exons. The coding region runs from base 756 to 6425 and encodes 1889 amino acids.
GCAGUACAACACUCCACUCAUUCCGCUCCGCGCUCCCGCGGGUCCGUUCGGCGUCCUCAGCAACUCCGCAAACGAGGCUACCAAGGGCUUUAAGAUGAAAAACGACGGAAAGUUAAACAAUUCCGAUUUUUCUCACAAUAUCGCUGGAUAUAAUUAGUAUUUUUGGAAAAUAUCGGGAAUGACGAGAGUGGAAGUAAGAGCGUUGAAACGGCGUGCUCAAAUAGAACCCAACAUGGCGCUGUCUACGACCGAGUUGAAUUAAUUUCUGGAGUCCGCGGACAUCGCCACCUGUAUGCUUGCGCUCUGCUACACGUUACCACGCCUCUGGGUAGUUCUUCAAAGAAUUAUUGAAAAUCUUUCUUGGGAUUCGUCACACGGAGUCGAUUUUUGACGACGUUUUCUCUCUUUAAUAAAGUAUUUUGAAAAUAACACACAUCGAGUGUAACAUUUGGUAUAAUUGACUGACAAGUAAAUACACAGUAAGAAACACUUCUGAAUGUUUAUAUCCAACGAUUUGAAUAUUCACUGGCCCGGGAAGGGAUGGAUGUAUAUGCGUUUAUAAAGGAAUCCGAACCUGAACGCACGGAUCUUUGCUCAGAGCCGUGAACAACUUGGGGGGGGGGGGAACUGUAAAAAGGCGUCAAAUUGAAGCAGACGAUUGGAAUUAGCGGCUAACUGCCAGGAGAUGACCUGUUAGUGAUGCGGGGACCCAGAGAAAUCUGGAUUUAAGUGAAGGGAACCACAUCACACAAAGCAUGGUGGAUGCCAGGUUAACCCCGCUGGCCACCAUGGGUCUGGACCGCAAUGCUCUUAUGCGGGAUGGCCUCCGCCUGCACGGCGGCGUGAUUUACCCAGGGAUCCAAGCGCUGUCGGCUGAGAAGCCCCGCGAAGUGACCAAUACCCUCCCCCUGAGCUACGGCCGGGACGGCCUCCCGGAGCUCCUCUAUAAGUCUGAUGUCUCCAUGGACAGGAGCAAGCCUAGUAAUGGCUUCAUGGGCCUGUACAAGAGCCCUCCACCAGGCCUUCAGAGGGGGUCAGAGGGCCUAGACAGGAUAUGUGUGGGGCCUGGGGGGCAGAAGCCCUCAGAGCUGGGCAUGGGGGGUGCUGGUGCAGGAGCAGGUGGGUACCUACGUCUGCCCUGGGGGCUGAGCCCGGGCCUCUACCCCUUCAUGGACACGUCCAAGUACGCCGCCCUCAGCAUGUACAAGGCUCAGUUCCUCAGUCAGCCCAGCCCCUACCUGCCCCAGCACCUGGCCUACCAGUCCCUCUGUGCCUCCCAGGGGGGGAACAUGAACCCUGCUGCUGCCUCGGCCACCGAGAGGCUCUACUUCAUGCCCCCCUACCCCCCGUCCCCCAUCUCCUCCCCCCUGGUGGGGUCUCCCAUGAGGAUCCCAGCGGUGUCUGUGGCCCCCAUGGUACACUGUCAGGAGAAGGGACUGAGUGUCGGGUCUCGCAUCCACCACGAGGGCUCUCCAUUUGGGCAGCAGCUUCACCAGCCCCCCCCUCCACCCCAGCACCUUCAGCCCCCCCACACAGACCGAGACAGACCCCCCAGCAGGAACAGUAAGCCCACUAGACCCACCUCAAACAAAGGAGCCAACAACAGCAGUGGUAGUAUUAGUGGUGGUGGUAGUAAUAGCCUUCCCAUUGAUUCCUCCCCUCGCGCCUCUACUCGCCUCCCCCAGCCUGCUCCUCCCCUGCCUCCCACUCUCAGCGACAGCACCUUAGACCUACAAAGGCCAGUCCCCCGAAUAGGGCCACCAUCUUCCUCCUCUUCCCAGGCGAUGCCUCACCCAUUCUAUGUGAGCAGCAUUGCUCAAGAGCACCCCUCCCCCGCCCGACCCAGCCUCCACAAACCCAGACCUAGGGAUGGGGCGCCAGAGCACAGGGCUGGGGGGUGUGAAAGGAAACCCAAUCGGUCCCCUUCUAAACCAUCCUCUGAGCGGAAAACCCCACCAAACAGGACUACCAAAGACCCAGCAGACCCAAAGCCUCUGGAUCUCUCUGGAAGGCUGCUGGAGUUUGACCUGCCUCCCAACAGCUUCCCCAUCAAGAUGGAAGCUCUGGGGCCUCGGUACGGACAUCCCCCAAGCCGGGAGCUCCUGAAGGAGACCCUCUCACCCUCCUCCCACCCCUCCCACUCAGUGGUCUGCAGCACUUUCUCCAAGGCCCUAGACAGGCCAGAGAUGAUCAGCACUUUGCACUCCUCCUGGGUGGUGCCCACCCCUACACCUAUCUCCACCAUUGGGUCCACCCACACACCCCCCCACCCCCCAGCCCUGUCCCCCUCCCCCAGGCCCAGCCCAGACCCCCAAGGGAAACGCUCCUCUCCCUCAGUCAUCAAACACAAGGUUAUAGAGAGAGUCCUGCCCCAGUCCCAGCAAAACAGUCCAUCCUGCCUCAGGGUUGGAGAGCCACAUACUAACCCAAUAUCUUCCAAUCACAAGCCUGCCUCCACGAUGCCCCCGUCCCCCAAACCCAAUGGUGAUCACAAUCACAGCCCCAGCCAAUCAGAAGGUUCCCCCAUGGCCGGCCAUCAUAGGAGCUCCACAGAGAAGCCUCUUAAAGCCCCCAAGAGGGCUGAGACAUCCCAGGAGGUGUCUCCCUAUAUUAAACGUCCCUGUCUGGAGAAUACCAACGGGCACCCGCCCAGCCACCUUUACCUAGCUCAUAGCAUGGCCUACGCCAACCGAUACCUGCACUACUCUUUACCCGACAGCAUGGCCCUCCAUUCUCUCCCUCUGCCAGGGAAGGGCCCAGCCUACCCUCACCCCGUACUGCUGGGCAGUAGCAGCCUGUACCCCUCCCACCUGGCAGCCAAACAGCCCUUACCCUACCACAGCCAUGCUGGGGAGUACCUCACGUACAACUCCCAGGAGAUGACCCACCCUCUGAUGAACACACAUCCAGACUCUAAAGCCCUGGAGCGGGCAGAUCAGGGGCCCAAGUGCCGGGGCCAGGGUCAGGACAAACCUAGGGGUCUCACAGAGGAUUGUGGUGGGUCCCACAGGGGCCAAAGUGGUGUGGGAACAGGAGAGGGGUCCCACGUGAAGCCCAAAAGAGAGGACUGGGAGCAGGGAGGGAGCCAGCCCAGACCCACUUCCUCCUCCAGCCUCAGUACCCCCUCCAAAGACCGUAUCGUCUGCAUUGACCUCGUCCACUCCGACACAGAUGGAGAGUCCACUCCGACAACCAACAAGCCGCAAGUCUCUGUCACCAUUCCCAUCGCCCGGGGCAACCAACACAAGUGUUGCCAUGGCAAUGGAAACAUUAGGGAAGUGGAACGGGAGCCAAAACACAAACUGCAUCACCACCACCCCCAGCAUCUUCAUCACCACCCCAGCCCAAGCUCCACCAUGACAACUAUCCACACAGACAGACAACCAGAAACUCUCUGUGUGAGACCAUACCCCCUCCAGGAGACGGGCUUUCCAGGCGUGGCCUCUAGCCUACCUUGGGGCUCCCCAAAGCUGGUUAAUCGGGUCGAGGAGAGCCCUGAGGACCAGAGCCCUUCCUCAGACCCAGGGGACCAAGGGGAACAGGACCAGAGCACCCUGCGCUGUGCCCGAACGUCUGGCGACCGCAAGUCUGGCGACCACAUCUCUGACGACCGCACGCCUGGAGUCCGCACAACUGGGGAUUGUGACCGCAAGUCUGGUGACCACUUGUGUAGAGAUGGCAUGUUUACUUGCGACUUCACGUCUAGAGAAGAGAUGGACAAACGAAACUCCUCCCACCCCAUCCAUAGCUACAUGGGCCUGGGGAAGGAGAGGGACAGUGAAAGAGAGAGCGUUGGAGACACAGAGGAGUCACAUGGAGAAGGGGAUGAGGAUGAAGAGGGUGGGCGAAGAGGCUCACGGAGGACCAGCCUGACCAAGAGGAUCGCUAGCUCCUUGGGCUAUGUGGGUGACCGCAUCAAGUGUGUCACGACCGAGCUGUACGCAGACUCUAGCAAGCUGAGCCGGGAACAGCGCGCCCUGCAAAUGGAAGUCAUAUCACGAGAGGGGGAUAAUAUAAGUCGACCUGCAGCUAUCUGGGAGCGGGCGAUGAUGCGGUUCUCAGAGCUGGAGCUGAAGGAGAAGGAGUGUGGGGGUGUGUGUGUGUCUGAGUCGGCAGCAGGACAGGAGUUGGCAGGCGGCCAGCGGAGAGAGUGGGAACACUGCCAACACACCUCCAGGCAGGGAGAGAGGGAGGGUGGAGGAAAGGUCUAUGGGAACAACAGAGUCCCAGUCCUCCAGAAGUGUGGGGGCCAAAGGGAGAGCCUUUCCCAAGGGCAGGAGGCCUGGGAGGGGACUAGAGAUGGUGCCAGAGUGGGAGAGGGUGGGCGAGGGUCACCUCCCAUCCUGGCAAUGGCAGACGGGCACCCCAAGGAGAAGGGAGGGCAGAAUACGGUACCCACUAGCAAAUGCACACACAUCCUACAGGAGAAAGAUGAGGAGGAGGCAGGAGAGAAGAGGGAAGAGGAGAAGGAAAGGAUUACUUCAGAUGUCUGUGUGCUGCCUACAGCUCCUACUAGUAAUGAUGAUGAUGAUGAUGAUGAAGAGGUCAGGAAGCUUAAGGUGUGUAUUGAGCUGAAGGGGCUCUGCCUCCGCAAGCCCACUGCCUCCUCCCCUGAGAGACUAGAGGUCAAAGAGGAGAGGGCAUGGUCAUCACAUCGCAGCCCUUCCUCCCUGUCCUGGACAGUCCCCCCAGCCCAAGCCCCGCCCCCGCGGGACAGGAAUUUCAAGGUCGACCUGGAAGUGAAACCUCUGCCACAGAAACCAGAGAUCACGAAGAGCUGGGCCAGAGAGAUGCUGGCUAACGGAGAUGCUAAACGCGUUGGAUUACUCCCUUUGACCCAGCAGAGGGACAGAUCGGGCCCCCAGGGGACCUUGAUGGGACCAGGCUGUGACCGGGGAUCCAAGGAGCCCAGGAGAGGAGGGGUGGCGGUGAAGACUGUGGGUCAGUUCCCCCUCCCCUCUGCCCCCGAGCCCCCCACCGGAGACACCGCCUCUCUCAAGCCACGCCGUCAUGGUGACAUGGACAAACCCAAAGGCAAGCGGCCGUGCAAGACCAAACACACCAGCCAGAGGGAGAGAGAGAUGGAGCGGAGGAGAGAGCUGCUGAAUGGCGCCAGCAACCAGCACGUCAGCACUGAUCUGGGAGCAGCUCUGGUGGACAAGGUCAGUGAGCAGUGUGCUCGAAGGAAAAGACCCUCUUCUCCCAUACAUUACAUCAGCUCUCCGGUCAAGCCCUGUUCCCCUGCAACGGGGCCCCUCUCCCUACCCCCCCAGGUGAAUGGCAGUGGGACUGUCCCACCGGAGAAAGCAGGGGCGAGGAGGGCACCCCCUGCUGAACCUCCUGUGGUGCGGCCCAUCCCCCCAGAGGCAAGGAGACUAAUCGUCAACAAGAAUGCUGGAGAGACGUUGUUACAGAGAGCUGCACGGCUCGGAUACGAGGAGGUGGUGCUGUACUGCGUGGAGAACCGUGUGUGUGAGGUGAACCACAGGGACCAUGCAGGCUACUGUGCCCUCCACGAGGCCUGCGCCCACGGCUGGCUUUCUAUAGUCAUACACCUGCUGGAGCACGGGGCCGACAUCAACUGCAGCGCACAGGACGGCACCAGGCCUCUGCAUGACGCGGUGGAAAAUGACCAUCUGGAUGUAGUGCGGGUGUUGCUGUCCUACGGGGCUGACCCUACCCUGUCCACCUACUCCGGCCGCGGUCUGCUCAAGAUGACCCACAGCAACAGCAUGGAGCGAUUCCUCACUGAUUAUUUUGCUGACCUGCAGGGCCACUCUGACGACCCAGAGACCCACUGGGAAUUCUAUGGCAGUGCUGUGUGCGAGUCCUUAGAGGAGGGCAGUGUGUGUAACAUGCUGGCGGAUCCCCCAGGGCCAGAGGAAGAUGACGGGGACAGGAGGGAGCUCUUUGAGUUUGAGUUCUCCAAUCAACCCCUCCUCCCCUGCUACAACAUCCAGGUGUCCUUGUCGCAGGGGUCCAGGAACUGGCUUCUCCUCUCAGAUGUUCUCCGGAAGCUGCGGAUGUCGGCCCGUUCAUUCCGCUCCUCCUUCCCCCACAUGAAGGUGGUGACGAUGGCCGAGGCAGAGUUUUACCGCCAGGCCUCCCUCUCCCAGCUCUUCUCCUGCCCAGACGAGCUGGAGGGCUUCCAGCCAGACAGCAAGGAGCUGCUGGACCUGGUGGAGGGGAGUGCUGAGCUGGCCGCUCUGCUGGGAUCCACCCUGGAGUGCCUGGAUGACCGCUGGGACGAACCCCUGGAGGCUAACGUUAAUGCUAAGGCUAAUGUCAAUGGGAACAUUAGGGCUAUGGCUAAUGCUAAAGCUAAGACUAACUCUAAGACUAAUGGUAACGCUAAUUUUAAAGCUAAUGCUAACGCUAACAGGAGGUUGUUAUCCCUGACCCUGAACUUUGACUCAGAUUUCUGAAUCCCUACUCUACAGUGGGGGUCUACGAUAGGUGAAUGAGUAAGACCCCUGCCCUGAGAUCUGAGAUGAACUCCUGCUCUAGACUGUAUGGACGAACGGACAGACAGAGCAGCAGAGACCUGAAUGUGUCUGUACAUCAAGCGAAGAUGAAGAGGCGACUGUAAAUUAACAUUUGUCUUAUUUUUAUAAAUGUAUUAAUAUAAUUAUAAAUAUAUCUGGAAAUGUUAUCUUGAUUUCUCUCCUGCAAUUGUGUGAGCGAGAGUGUGGUUGUGUUAUCAUGAUUGGAAGGUUGUUUGUGUGUUAAACAGUAUAAUAUAUGUGUGUGUGUGUCAGUUUAUAUGCCAUAGUGUGUGUCUGAGCACUGAGGCAGCGCUUUGAAUGUCACAUUUUUUGUUCAUAGGAAGCACAUGAUGAGGAUCAGUUGUAUAGGUUUUUGUUCUACUCAGACAGAGUUAGCACUCUCAUCACCCUCAGGGGCUGUUUUGUACCUGUGUUCAAUCUGCUUCUCAUUUAGUCUCUCAUUUCACUUGCAAAACUGAAGAGAUGUGUUUUUGUAUAAUAUUACAGGUUUAAAGAUGAGAAGAUAUUUGCCCUUCGGUACAGAACUUGUACAUAACAGGGUGGCUAUUGCAGAACAGUAGCAGUUAUACUAUUUGUGUUUUUUUUGUAAUUAAAAUAUCUCAUUUGUAUUUAUAUUUUGCCAGCAAAAUUAUAAAAAUAAUAAAUAAAUAAAACAUUUGCAAGAAAGUUUA